GCAGAGAGCGGCGGAACGGGCGGCGAGGAGCUGGGCGGCAGCCGAGUCAAGUCCCACCACUGCCGUGGGCCGGAUGGGUGGCACGGUGGGGCUUGGGCCCGGGGACCCCCAGGGUGGCUGAGCCAUCCCAUGGCGGCAUCAAGUGCGGGUGCCUUUGCGUGGGUCUCCUUCCCCUCCAUGCCCACACGGCGCGUGUACUGCAGCGCGGCGCACCACGACGGGCAGCUCUUCGUGCUGGGUGGCUGUGGAGGCAGCGGGAGAGCCCUGGGAGCAGCCGAGGUGCUUGACCUCCAGGCCCAGCGCUGGACCGCGCUCCCUCCGCUGCCCACGCCACGGGCUGGUGCUGCCACCCUUGCUGUGGGCAAACAGAUCCUGGCGGUGGGCGGUGUGGAUGCCUCGCAGAGCCCCCUCGCCUCUGUCGAGAUCUACCAUGUGGAUGAGGGCAGGUGGGAGAAGGCGGCAGCGCUGGCACAGCCCUCCAUGGGCAUCGCGGCCGUGCAGAGAGAUGGUGCCGUCUAUGUUCUGGGGGGAAUGGGAGCAGAUACCUCUCCGCAGGCGCUGGUUCGCGUCUAUGAGCCGGCAAAGGACCACUGGCAGCCGCUGCCCUCCAUGCCCACACCAUGCUAUGGGGCCUCUGCCUUCCUGCAGGGCAACAAGAUCUUCGUCUUGGGGGGCCGGCAGGGCAAGCUGCCCGUCACCGCCUUUGAGGCUUUUGACCUGGAGACAAAGAGCUGGACGCGCUACCCCAGUGUGCCCAGCCGCCGCGCCUUCGCCUCCUGCGCCAUGGCUGACAGCAUCUUCUUCAGCCUAGGGGGGCUGCAGCAGCCAGGGCCACACAACUUCUACUCCCGACCACAUUUCGUUAACACCGUGGAGAUGUUCGACCCCGCGCAGGGUGCGUGGAGCAAGCCCAGCCGUGCCAUCCGCAUGAGGGAGAAGAGAGCUGACUUCGUUGCUGGCUGUCUGGGAAGAUACGUGGUCGCCAUGGGUGGCCUUGGGAACCAGUCGUGCCCGCUGGACUCAGUGGAAGGGUUCAGCCUCACACGGAAGAGGUGGGAGCUGCUGCCCCCCAUGCCCACUGGCCGCUGCUCCUGCUCCAGCUGCCCAGCCCCUGACCUGCUCUUCGUCAUCGGUGGAGUGGCCCAGGGCCCCAGUGGAGCUGUUGAGGCUCUCUGCCUGCGUGAUGCACCCUGACAAUGGCUCUUCAGCCUGGGGAGCAGCCCCAGCAGAGCAUCAAGUGCCUGAAGACGGGGACAGGGUGUGCAGGGCUCCAAGAAGCUGCCGUCCCGUGAUACCAAGUACUGCAGCAGCGUACUGCAGCAGCCACGGUUUCUUGCAACGCACCAGAAACCCCUCCAGGCUCCCACAGCAGCGGAGUCCAGGGGCAAAUCCUGGUGCCCAGGGUGGGACAAGGCUGCUGGCAUGGGGAGCCAUGGAGGUAGGGCUGUCGCUGGCCAUGCUGCCCCAUCCAGCCCCGUGUCCGUGCCGUGUGUGUAGCAGUGAGUGCUGUGUCGUUGUAGACCCAGUCGAUGUCUCAUGUAGCGCAGAGGUGCCCUGUAGCUCAGUGCCUAGGAGGUGAUGUAGCACCUCAAAUAAAUGAAACGUGAAGUUUUAGCUUACUGCAGUCAUGUCAUCCUGCUGUGGGGGGGACAAGGGUUGCCCCAGCUUGCUUAGCACUUGCUUGAGCCUUAUUGGUUUUAGCUUCAUGCAAAGUCACACACUUUAAAGCACAGACAGGUCAGAACAGAUGCAGGUGAGAGAUUCAGUCUUUUAAUGAGAUGACAUUAGAAAAAAUCUCAUGGGCCGGGGUAAAUAUCAAACAUGAGCAUCUGACCUUUCAGAGAGGGUGGCCAGUGUGCUGCUGCUGUAUCAGGCUUUGCACAUGCCAGGGCAUUGCAUGGAAAAAGUUGGGCAUGGUUCAGAGAAGAGCCAUUUGCUGCAUUUUGGGAGGAAUAUUCUGGGAUCCUUGGGCUGGCGGUACCUCUGUUGCUUGAAGCAUCCUUGCAUUCACCUCUGGAGUUGCCAUAGAAACACUCCUGUGCUGGAGCCAGCAUCAACAUGGGGCCCCAAACUGGAAAUUGAGGUGAAGCAGCUGGAGGGACUCGCCAUCAGCAGGACAUUAGUGACUUGUGCUGUGCUGAGAGGUCAGGGGGCUGGAAAGAGGGAUCCUGUGCUCCAAGCACAGCACAUGCAGGGCUCUGGCACACUGCUGUGAAUAUUGCAGCAAACUGCACUUUCACAAUGCUCCCCUGAAAUGGUGGGACAGGUAUGGUACCCCUCUACAGCCUGCCAGCCCUUUCCAGAAGCCACCGAGGCUCCUAAGAACUUCACUCACCACAGCUUUUGUCGUGCGCAACCCUAAAUCACAGAGUUGCACUGGAAACGCAGACCUGAUUAACGAACACAUCCCAUGGCAGCAUGGCACGGACAGAAUAAAUCAGGCACUGAGUCACUGGCAGGCUGACACUCCUCUGCAACAUUCCCUUCCAAUGUGGCGGGCUGCAGAGUGGGUGCUGGUGCUUGGAACUGCCCUUUCCAAACGCAAGGCCAUGCCAGCUGCACCUCAGCACCUUGCUGUUGUGUGUCCCCACUGCGGCGACAUUUCCAACAGCUCUACAGCUGUUGCCUCUGUUGCCUACGGUCAGCUUGCCUCUUUCAUUAGCACCCAAGUCUCCUGCAUGUGACUGGGAAAUCUGGGGUGCAUCCACUGACUGCAGCACCACUUGACUGUUUCAGUUGAGAAGAAUCUGUGACCUUUCCUAAAAGUCUGGAUUGCUCAUUCUUUUCUCUCUCCACUUUUGGGCAUUGGAGCAGGAUCCCAACCAAAUGAGGGGAAGAAAGCCUCAAAGACAAGAGCCAAGAAUGUCUUGGGAUGGAUGGAGAAAUCUUCAGGCAAAAGGGCAAAAUAAAUGAUGACCCUGACGGUGAGGGUCUGACACAUAAGACUGACACAUUAUUCGUUUAAGAGCUCAUGUGAGUUGCUAAUUAAAUGCUAACAAAUUGAAGAAAAACAGUUGAGGGUCGUA
Molecule: messenger RNA, 3026 nt
Organism: Centrocercus urophasianus (Greater sage-grouse)
Lineage: Eukaryota; Metazoa; Chordata; Aves; Galliformes; Phasianidae
Gene: KLHDC8B
Product: kelch domain containing 8B
Exons: 6
Coding region: 130-1194 (354 amino acids)
Molecular function (GO): protein binding
Source: RefSeq, a predicted model, not a curated record